This is a messenger RNA of Neltuma alba, 3277 nucleotides long. Its product is annotated as protein CHUP1, chloroplastic. The coding region runs from base 280 to 3144 and encodes 954 amino acids. Lineage: Eukaryota; Viridiplantae; Streptophyta; Magnoliopsida; Fabales; Fabaceae. The record is from RefSeq and is a predicted model, not a curated record. Gene Ontology annotation, cellular component: cortical microtubule; chloroplast outer membrane. The transcript is spliced from 10 exons. Gene Ontology annotation, biological process: chloroplast relocation; protein localization to cortical microtubule cytoskeleton.
UCCUGCGAGCAAAUCGCGAGGGAAAGGUCUCAUAAACUGAUACGAAGAUAGAAACCCAAUGUCUGAAAAUUCCAUGGAAUUUAAUCUUAAUUGCAAGUUUCCUGAACUGGGUUUUGUUUAAGUAUUCUACUUGGUUUCGUAUUUGCUAUCUUCUGCACCAAUUUCAGAUUCUGGGUCAUGUCCAAAAGCUUCUAAUGGUUCGAACCUUCAGUUAUGGAGGUUGGGGGAAAUGAGGAAAUGCAAAGUUAGGGCGCUGGUGUUAAUAUUACCUUUCCCUUCAUGAUAGUCAGGUUAGGACUCUUAGUUGCUGCUUCUAUCGCAGCUUAUAGUGUUAAGCAGCUAAACGUCAGAGGCUCAAAAUCAUCAGAACAUGGCAGAAGAAGGUCCAAAAAGCGUCAGGAAGAGGGAGCAGAAGAAGGGCAGGCCACGAGUUCUACAAAAGGUCUCAGCGAGAACGAAGCGGAAGAGGAAGAAGAGGAGGUUAAGUUAAUAAGCAGCAUAAUUAAUCGAGCUCAUGACUUCGAAGAUGAGAUUCUACCUGAAUUUGAGAAUCUUCUAUCUGGGGAGAUUGAAUUUCCUCUACCUGGUAACGGGACCGAGAAGGCUGCAAAAGACAAAGUUUAUGAAACUCAGAUGGCAAACAAUGCAAGUGAGCUAGAAAGAUUGAGGAACUUAGUAAAAGAAUUGGAGGAGAGGGAAGUGAAACUCGAAGGCGAACUGCUUGAGUACUAUGGGUUGAAAGAGCAGGAAUCGGACGUUGUGGAACUACAUAGGCAGUUAAAAAUUAAGACAGUUGAAAUAGAUAUGCUUAAUAUUAAAAUCAAUUCCUUGCAGGCAGAGAGAAAGAAACUUCAAGAAGAGCUAGAACAGGUAGGCUCAGCCACGAGGGAACUUGAGGUGGCCAGGAGCAAGAUAAAGGAGCUGCAAAGGCAAAUACAGCUUGAGGCUAACCAGACAAAAGGCCAGUUGUUGUUGCUUAAACAACAAGUGUCUGGUCUGCAGGCAAAAGAAGUAGAUGCUGUCAGAAAAGAUGCUGAAAUUGAUAAGAAGCUGAAAGCUCUGAACGAGUUAGAAGUAGAGGUUGUUGAGCUUAAGAGGAAGAACAAAGAACUUCAACAUGAGAAGCGAGAGUUAAUUGUAAAACUCAAUGCUGCUGAAUCUAGCAUGACAGAGAAUGAAACGUUUGUCAAGGCCAGAGAGGAAGUCACUAAUCUGAGGCAUGCAAAUGAAGACCUCUUAAAGCAAGUUGAGGGGCUUCAAAUGAAUAGGUUUAGUGAAGUUGAAGAGCUUGUAUACCUACGAUGGGUCAAUGCAUGUUUGAGAUAUGAGCUCAGGAAUUACCAGGCCCCUCCAGGAAAAAUAUCAGCCCGUGAUCUCAACAAGAGUCUUAGCCCAAAAUCUCAGGAGAAGGCUAAGCAGUUGAUGUUAGAAUAUGCUGGAUCAGAACGUGGGCAAGGAGACACAGACCUUGAUAGCAACUUCUCCCACCCCUCUUCUCCUGGAAGUGAAGAUUUUGACAAUACUUCUGUUGAUAGCUCCACUAGCAAAUAUAGUAACCUUAGCAAGAAAACUAGCCUAAUCCAAAAGUUGAAGAAAUGGGGUAAAGUCAAAGAUGAUUCUAGUGUUACUUCAUCAUCGCCCAGAUCUCUUUCAGGAAGUUCUCCAAGAAGGAUGAGUAUGAUGAACCCAAGAUCCAAGGGCCCACUGGAGUCGUUGAUGUUAAGGAAUGCUGGUGAUAGCGUGGCCAUCACUACUUUUGGGCAGAGGGAUCAAGAACCAACCGAUUCUACUGACUCCCUCAAUUCAGUCGCCUCUUCUUUCCAAUUGAUGUCUAAAUCAAUUGAUGUGUCUCUGGAUGAAAAAUAUCCUGCAUAUAAAGACCGCCAUAAAUUGGCCUUAGAAAGGGAGAGAAAUAUCAAAGAAAAGGCUGAGCAAGCAAGAGUGCAGAAGUUUGGUGACAACUUGAACUUGGCCAAGGCCGAAAGAGAGAAGUCUGUGUCUUUGCCUGCAAAACUUUCUCAGAUAAAGGAGAAGACAUUGGUUUCUGGUAGCCCUAAUGAUCAAUCUGAGGAUGGUAAUAGUGUUGAUAAUCAAACCAUUAACAAGAUGAAACUGGCUCACAUUGAGAAAAGGCCUCCAAGGGUUCCUCGGCCACCUCCUAAACCAUCUGGUGGUGCUCCUGUCAGUACAAUUUCAAAUCCUUCCAAUGGUGUACCACCUGCUCCACCUAUUCCACCUCCACCUCCAGGUGUUCCGCCUCCCCCUCCUCCCCCAGGAAGCCUUAGAGGGGCAAUGGGUAAUGAUAAAGUUCACAGGGCUCCUGAGCUUGUUGAGUUUUAUCAAACAUUGAUGAAGCGGGAGGCCAAGAAGGAUACUUCAUCAUUAAUUUCUUCAACAACUAAUGCAUCUGAUGCUAGGAGCAACAUGAUUGGCGAAAUUGAGAAUAGAUCGUCAUUCCUCUUGGCUGUGAAAGCUGAUGUGGAAACGCAAGGUGAUUUUGUCAUGUCCCUGGCAACUGAAGUUCGGACAGCCUCCUUCUCAGACAUUGAUGAUUUAGUGGCCUUUGUCAACUGGCUGGAUGAGGAACUUUCCUUUCUGGUUGAUGAGCGAGCUGUCCUCAAGCACUUUGAUUGGCCUGAAGGGAAAGCAGAUGCUCUGAGGGAGGCAGCAUUUGAAUAUCAGGAUCUGAUAAAAUUGGAGAAACAAGUCUCCUCCUUCAACGAUGAUCCCAAUCUUCCAUGCGAUGCUGCUUUGAAGAAAAUGUACUCAUUGCUUGAAAGAGUGGAGCAGAGUGUAUAUGCACUCUUACGUACAAGAGAUAUGGCUAUUUCACGAUACAAGGAAUUUGGAAUCCCGGUAAACUGGUUGUUAGAUUCCGGAGUUGUUGGCAAGAUCAAGCUUUCUUCUGUGCAACUGGCCAAAAAGUAUAUGAAACGUGUUGCGUCUGAACUUGAUGCCUUAUCGGGACCAGAAAAGGAACCCAUGAGAGAAUUUCUGGUUCUGCAAGGUGUCCGCUUCGCUUUCCGUGUUCAUCAGUUUGCGGGAGGCUUUGAUGCAGAGAGCAUGAAGGCUUUUGAAGAACUUAGAAGCCACAUCCAUUCUCAAGCUGGUGAAGAUAAAAUACCAGAAGCAGAAGCGGCAUAAUCACCAUUUUUCUUCUUUCUGAUAUAUGUUGAUCUUUCAGAUGUAUAUUUCAUUUUGCUUUUGUAUUAUUUGCUUAGCCUAUACAUACUGGCUCCUCUACAAUAAUACAAUUAUAAAUGUCUUUCCAGGUCAA